AUGACUCUCACCCAGGUCGACGAUGAACAACUGUUCACGAGGGCCAUCUCCGGAUAUCGCGAGGCAUUUUUGGUUCGACAUUCCCACCUCCCGGAGUCCCAACGCAAUCAACUCUGGAAACAGCAACUGAGUCAGUUCAUCCCGGUUGAUGGCCGAGAGGAACUGGCCCUGGCUGGAAAACCAGGGAAUCCGGGGAAACGGACUCGACAGGACGCAACACCGCGGACUCUGCCUGUGUCUACUACCGCGGCCGCGGCCGCAGCUUCGGCUUCUUCUGGUUCUGGUCCUCCGCAGGCAAAACGGCGAGCCACCACCCCGGAUCUUUCAGCCACUAGCGAGUUGCGACGGGCCUACUCGCAAACCUCUUCUGCCGAGGCGCCGCAGAAAGGUGCUUCCCCCCCGGGACAAGGAUCCUAUCGACAUAUCCCGAUGGCUCGCUCCCAGAGUCAUCACAACCCGGUGUCCCACUGGUAUCCGCCGGCGGGAGCCGCCAUGGGCAAGCGACAAUCCUUUGGUCCCGCGCAGACUCAGCGCCGUCUUGACCAUGUUGACGAGUAUUCGCCGUCGGAAUAUGCGAAACACCUUGAUGGACCUGAUGCCUACCUACAUCCGCAACCGCCGCAACCGAAACAACAACAGCAGCAGCAGCAGCAACAACAACAACAACAACAACAACAACAACUUUCGUAUAGCCCUGGCCCUUGUCCUGGUCCUGGUCCUGGUCCUGGUCCUGGUCCUGGUCUCCGCUCCGCCACCACCACCUCCGCGUUAUCAUUGGGGCUUGCAUCAAUUGGAUCGACUGGGCCGGCAUCGGCUCAGCAUUCUGGACAGCCAUCCCCCAUGGCCGACGCUUCCCCCGCGGCCGCGGUCGAAAUGACCCGCAGUGGGACGACCGACACCAUCAUCGGCGGAUUCAACAAUUUUGGCUUUGACUCGGCGGGCUCACGAGCGGAUCUGGACCAGGCCUAUUCCAUUGCCCCGGAGUGGGUGCCCACACCCACCACUGGGCUUUCUUAUACAAAUCCUUCCUUCCCUUCUGUCCCUUCUUCCCUAUACCCUGACCUAGAUACCCCUGCCUCUUUCCCCUUCGCCUAUCAUGCUUCCUUCUCUACGUCGGCUCCCUCCGCCUCGUCACUCCGGCCACCAAUGCCACCCUCAUCGCUUUCCGCGACAGAAGCAAUCGACAUGAAGCCCUCAAUUUCCAGCGAAAGCAACCACUUCAGCACAACCGCACCCUCUCGUGCUGUGCGCCGCACGCAGGAGCAAAUCGCUCACGCAGCUCGCCCCAUCGCGCCGAAGCGUGAAUCCUACGACCACACCCACCUCCAAGCUGAUCCCAAUGAUCCACACAAAAUGGUCCGGAUCUCGUCCGCCGACGGCACCACUAAAGAAGUCGCUGCCAUCCCCAAAGCCAGCGUGCACCGCCCGCCCCGUCCCAAGACCUAUUGCCGUCUUUGCAACGACCAGCCCGAAGGCUUCCACGGGGAGCACGAGCUGCGGCGGCACGUCGACCGGGUGCACGCUCCCGUACGGAAGGUGUGGGUCUGCGUUGACAUCUCCCCCGACAAGACCUUUCUAGCAAACUGCAAGGCCUGCCGCAACGGCAAGCGCUACGGCGCAAACUACAACGCGGCCGCGCACCUGCGACGCACGCAUUUCAACCCAUGCCAGCGCGGCCGCGGUGGCCGCGGCAAGGACAGCGAGAAGCGCGGCGGCAAGGGCGGCGGCAACCAUCCACCCAUGGAGGUGCUGCGGCAUUGGAUGCGCGAGACGGUCGAGCGCGCGGACGAGAACGAUGGUUUCGGGUUCGACGUCCCCGCAGAGCCCGUGCUGAGCAGCAGUUCCAGCAGUUCCAGCAGCAGCACCUCGCUGACGGACUGCAAGGGGCUCAUGGUGGCGGCGGGGUGCGGCGAGCCCGGGCUCAGCAUGUCGUACGGGAUGGACGCCAGCCCGAGUCUAAUGCACGGGUUCGAGGGGUUCUCCGGGGUGGCGGCGUCGUUCGAUAUGGACGCCACACUCGACAACUCGUUCUUUGUCGAUAACCAGCCGAUGCAGUCGGAGCUGGAGUCGUAUGUCAUGUGA
Penicillium macrosclerotiorum is the source of this 2082-nucleotide messenger RNA. RefSeq lists its product as uncharacterized. Lineage: Eukaryota; Fungi; Ascomycota; Eurotiomycetes; Eurotiales; Aspergillaceae. The coding region runs from base 1 to 2082 and encodes 693 amino acids. The transcript has 2 exons. The record is from RefSeq and is a predicted model, not a curated record.